Macrosteles quadrilineatus (aster leafhopper) is the source of this 2370-nucleotide messenger RNA. Its product is annotated as zinc finger protein mnm-2-like. NCBI's taxonomy places the organism in Eukaryota, Metazoa, Arthropoda, Insecta, Hemiptera, Cicadellidae. The transcript has 3 exons. The record is from RefSeq and is a predicted model, not a curated record. Bases 71 to 352 code for a protein of 93 amino acids.
CACAAAGGCCCAUGAAAAUUCUCCUGUCAAACUCAAGUGUCGUUUCUGUCCUAAAAUAUUCAUUGAGGAAAUGGAACAGUGUCCUAAAAAGGCAGGGAAAAGAAAACCUUCCUACUUCAAUCAGAAAAUCUGGCAUGAGCGGAUACACACGCGGGAGAGGCCGUACAUGUGCAAGUCCUGUCCCAAGUGGUUCCGUACCAAGCAUCAUGAGGUGCAGCACAGCUUGACAGCUCAUUCAACCUCCAACACAUCAACUACUAAGAGUGUACGUUUCCACAUGUGUACUUAUUGUGAUAAAGUGUUUAGUGGUGAGAGACAACUCCACAAACACAUGCAGAAACAUACUAAGUGACUCUCAUAGGUGAAAUUAUUUCAGGCACUUUUGGAAUAUAGUUCAGUAAGCUCACCUGUGAAAUUUAGAGCCCAGUGCACAUAGGCCUUCUGAAACGGAAUGAGCUUCAGUUUUGAACUUGGGUGAAAAUGAUCUUUAAUCUAUCCUCAGUAGAAGUCCUAUAUUUGGACGAAAUAUCAGUUUAAUUUCUUGUGACCUUUUUGUGUAUCAUUUAGCUCCAGGACUGAAUACCUAGCACUAUACCUAUCCCUUUAAAAAUCCAAGAUUAGAUAAGAAACGUUAUUCUUUUGUACAUUAGUUUUGAUAUAUUAGCCUCUAAAAUACUGGAUUAAUCGAAAAUAUUUUAAACUACCUGAUCUAUUGAGUGAUCUUUGUUUAGAAGUAUGCUACUAAAAAUGUACUCGUUUAUUUUUCACCUAAGAAUCAAGAAUUUAUUACAACAAAUUAUAAACUGUACAUUUUGUAUAGUUGAUGUCAACACAUGAAUGGGCAAAAAGUAUCAAUGCUCCUCUACAGUAUAGUGAACAGUGGAUAUUAUAUUUAUGAGGGCCUACAAGAUAUAAUACAAUGAUACUAUAAUAUUAUACGGGAAUUUAACAUACCAUGGACAUCCAGUCAGGACACUAAUAUCAAUGUCAGACAUAAAAAAAUUCACUUAAACUAUAAAGAGGAUGAUUUUAUAACCAGCAAAAAAGUUUACUUUCGAAUAGCUUUAAAUCAACACAGUAUGCUUCAGCUGGCAAAUUAUUCUUGAGACUUUGUUAGUGUGACCAAAGGUCAGAUGGACCUGAGAGCAUCCACAAGCCAAGUAUUUGAUAUUCUUGUGAUAUCUGUAAAUGGUUUCUGAAGCCUGAAACCUAAUAGUUUAUCUCUAAACAGGGGCCUCUUGACAGAUCAGGUAAUAGAAACCAUUUACAAAAAUUUUUGUUGACUUAAUAGCUUGCAUGUCUUAUCUCAUUUGGGGUAUUUUUGAAUGAGAUUGGUUCCUUAAUCCUCAGCCUUUCUGUCAAAAAUUGAUUCUGAAGAGUCAAAAAGAUAGUGUUUUAAGGUAUUUGUUUUUAAUUUACGGUAUACACUGUGAAUAGAACAUCUUUGUUCUGCUUGGUUUACUAUUGAAUAACGGUGCAUGUUUGUUUGGUGAGACAACUAAUUUCUAGACAUCAAUACUUUUAAUAAAUAAAAUCUCGAUUGAAAACAGUUAACCCAUUGGAUCUAGUUUUCCUAUUGUUUAAAUUCUACAUUAAUGUAUGGAAUUAAUAUAGAAAAUAAACAGUAUCAGAAAUCUGACACAUACUUUUAGGAAUUAGCUUAUCAAUAAUAAUUUAUUAUCUUGUGUUUUUAUGCACUUAAAUUUAAUGUUUGAUUUGUUUUUGUUUAUACUGGUUUGUUUCUCCUAAACAAAAUUAAGAUAGCUUGUAAUGCUGGCCCGUCACAAGGUUAAUAAUUGCUAUUUAAAAUAGUUUUAAAACGAUUUUUUCACAGUUCCUUGUAAAUAGAUUACACAAUCAAUCUAUUAUUAAGUAACCAUUUAAAUUAAGUGUCUGGACCCUAGAUGACCAACCCAAAUGGGGGUUUUAAGCAAAAGAAAGAACAUCUUUAGUUUUUUAAUGAAAUCACUCAGUAUAACAGAUUAAUCUUUACCUGUUAUAAUGAUUGAUGUCAAAUGUAAAUAUAGAUUUAAUAUUUGAUUUUCCAUUGCUUCUCAUGUGUUUUUAAUGAAAAAGAAAGAGUAGGCUAUUUUAAGUUUUUAAAUGAAAUAUAUAUAUAACUUAUAACUUACUUCUAAACCUGUUAAUGAAGGCUAGAUUGAUGUAAAUAUAGAUAUAAGAUUUGGGUUUCCAUUGGAUCUCAGGAAACAAAGAUGAAACAUAGGUUUAUGUUAUUAUGUUGUUUGUAUUUUAUAUGCGUUCUCACUUUUAAAUUAGGUACUAUGUCUGUAGCAAUCAGUUGUACAAGCUUCUUACAUCUAUAGGAAGUGUUAAAUAUAUUUUGUCAAUACGAUAAAACCAUAGUUUGUA